This is a messenger RNA of Mytilinidion resinicola, 2278 nucleotides long. RefSeq lists its product as uncharacterized. The record is from RefSeq and is a predicted model, not a curated record. Bases 49 to 1881 code for a protein of 610 amino acids. The transcript has a single exon. Lineage: Eukaryota; Fungi; Ascomycota; Dothideomycetes; Mytilinidiales; Mytilinidiaceae.
GUUUUCGCACUUCCAUCUCCAUCAAGACAUCACUAGGUACAUCUCGACAUGUCUUCCACAGAGGUGCUAUCACCAGUGUACCGGUCGGGGUCAUCGGCCAUGUCAGAGUUGCACGGGGACGACCAGUUCUCGCAACAACACGACGAGAAUCCAUUGGAACAAGGUCAGACAUCAUCAAUUCAAGCAACGCCAAGCCAUCUUUCUCGUCACGAUCCCAUGGAACGUCUCUCUAUCCAGUGCCCUCCCGAGCAUGUCCAGGAUGACGAACCUCCUCCACCUUACGAGGAUCCAUCCGCAGGAGCGCCUCAAAUUGCGCCUAUUGAGUACAGCUGUGAGAAUAGCCCUCAAUUGGUCCUACCUCCCCACGAAGAAUUGGAGGCACCGGUGCCUCCUCCACGCAACCCCAACAGACCCAUCUCACAAAUUAGCUCUCAACCGAGUCCGCUUAGUCCGGAGACCCAAGCAUCAGCUCGGCCGUCGUUUCAAGGCUGUUCAAGCACCAGUUCCCACUCUGCCAUUUCUCCCGAGUACAUGGGGCCCGCACAGUUGGCUAAAGCCCGUGAAGCUGGUUUCGACAUCAUGCCCCCGGCGACGGAGCGCACUGACUCUGCUUCCGGCCUUCCCAGUAUCAACAUCAUCGCCUCCAAUGAGCCGCUCCAACACAUCCGAGAGGCCGGGAAGCUCAUGGCGUAUCUGAUCCCAUUCCCGAAACCCAGGCUCCAAGGUGUAGAUCCAGCCAAAGUCCCAAAUCGAUUUCUUGUCUACACGCCUCCAACUCCUCCACUCUCGAAGCCAGCACCGGGCGAAAAAGAGAGCAAAUGGCACAAGACGCAAAGAACAUGGCAGGAAGACGUGCGCAAAGCAACUAUGAGCAACGCGUCCGGAGCUACUUGGAAAGGCUUCAAAGCUAAGACGACUCGAGCCAUCGGAAGGGGCGUCUCGAUGACGAAGACAUCGAAUCUGGAGUUUCUUGACCGGGUCUCAGUAGGGGCGAUUGAAUCCGCCGUCCCGCAAUCUCCACCCUCGACACCAGAUGCCUCACAAACAACAGAGUCGCCCAGCUCAUUGCCAAGUGCCCUAUCUGUGAUGGGCGCAGGGGUUGAUUUUAACCCGAACGCUCCCAAACGCUCAAAAACAACAGUGACGGAGUCUAAGCCAAAAGCACUAGAAGAUCUGACCCUUAUCUAUCCGCCUUCCCUACCGCUAGACCCCGAACAAAUCCGCGCAGAGUUUGUCGAGUCUCUGCUUCGCACGCGCACCAAGUCGCAACGCGAUGCCGUUGUCGCCUCAUCCCUUCUCCCUUUCGCCGCUGCCGUCGACUUAUCUCUUCUCCUGACCUUUGGUGGCUUGUCGGAGGUGUCCGCCGUAUGGGCGCAUUCCUCGAUCCGCGGCGCCAAGACGAGCAAAAAGAUGACGAAAGGGCUGAAGGCUGCAGAGGAGAAGCCAGAGAUUCAAGGUUGCACCUGUGGAAACCACGAGCACGAGUUCGGCGCCGUGCACAACGUCAAGGGAAAGAAUAAGGGGAUUCAGUUGUCUAUGCAGGCGAACCCACGGAUUGAGGUCCUGAGUCGGUAUCUCGAGAUGAUGUGUCUACAACGCGAGUUUUCCAUGUUUCCUCAGUUGGAUGCGAGGAUUGGAGAUGUGAACGAGUGGGCCGUAUUAGAAGCCAUUGGAUGGCAGCCGAAGAAGAGGGAGGGCUACGAACUGGAUUUAGAGGACUCGAAGGGGCUGAUCGAGCAUCUCACUCCCGAGCAGGACGAGGCGUGGCAGGUACGGGAGGCAAAGGACGACCUUCGGCGGAUUAUGAAAAAGGGUGCUAGCGAGUGGGUGAGCUGGUGUAAGAGCUAUCAAAAAGAUGCCGAGGCUGCUCUGAAGAAGUAGGACGCUUAUACCACAGGAAAAUGCUGGCGUUUGAUCGGGGCUACUUUCAUCUUUCCAAACUUCGUAAUCCGUAGAUACCACAAAUUUCAAUUCGACCCUAUUUCUUCUUCUCCUGCUUCUUCCGCUUUCCUACUGGGAGAUGUUUGCUGAUGGUUCUAAGGUGGAGUGAUUGAUGAAUGGAAUUGAAGCAUUAGGAAAUCUAGAUCAAACCACGAAACCACGUUAUUUCUAUAUAACGUGAAAUAGCAAGCCAUUACCUUCAUUUAAAUCGACAGGUUGAUGAUCGCCAAUCCUGUUGGAAUUUACCCUUGUAUUCGAUAGCUUUGCUCGCCGUGGGGAUGGAUUAUUUUCUAUCAUAUCCGAAAUACCCGUUAAUUUCUUACCUCUCCCGACCUUA